This is a messenger RNA of Musca vetustissima, 477 nucleotides long. RefSeq names its product protein scylla-like. The transcript has a single exon. Gene Ontology annotation, cellular component: cytoplasm. Gene Ontology annotation, biological process: apoptotic process; negative regulation of signal transduction; regulation of TOR signaling. The annotation marks the transcript as partial. The record is from RefSeq and is a predicted model, not a curated record. Lineage: Eukaryota; Metazoa; Arthropoda; Insecta; Diptera; Muscidae.
CAUCACCAUCAUCAUCAUCUACACCACACACUACAAACGGAGGAGGAGGAGCAAUUCGACUGUGAUAGUUGCAUUGAUGCGGCCGCAGUGAAUGAACUUUCACAGCGCCUACUCACCGAAUUACGCGCCGCCAAGACGCGUAACCUCACCUGCACCGAAGUCUCAUUACCCACAGAUCUCACCCAACGCAUUGCCAGCGAUAUUGUACGGGUAUCGGAACGUGAACCAUGCGGCAUUCGUGGCUGUACCGUUUUCGUUGAAUACGAAGAGGAGGCUAACAAUCUCAAACGCAUAGCAAAACUAAAAUUGGACCCGGAAAUGGUAUCCACCUUUGAGGUUUAUCUAACCUUGCGUCAGGACAAAAGGGGCUGGACCGCUUUACUGCCGCAAUUUAUCAAGGGCCUGUCGCGCACCAUAACAAUUAGUCCCGAUUACAGCAUUGUUAAGCGUAAAUUGUAUUCGCACGACAGCAAUUGA